CGUCGCCGCCGCCGCCGCCCCCUCCGUCGCCUCUCGGGGAAGGGGAAGACGCAAGGGGCAUCGCAGGGCCCCGGCGGAGGUGCCCCCCACCGCCUCUCGGGCUGCGCCGCCUCGCGGGGAUGAAGCACUGGCCGUGAAGAUGGAGGUGACCUGCCUUCUACUUCUGGCGCUGAUCCCCUUCCACUGCCGGGGACAAGGAGUCUACGCUCCAGCCCAGGCUCAGAUCGUGCACGCGGGCCAGGCGUGUGUGGUGAAAGAGGACAACAUCAGUGAGCGCGUCUACACCAUCCGGGAGGGGGACACCUUGGUGCUGCAGUGCCUGGUCACCGGGCACCCUCGGCCCCAGGUGCGUUGGACCAAGACCGCGGGCAGCGCGUCGGACAAGUUCCAGGAGACGUCGGUGUUCAAUGAGACACUGCGCAUCGAGCGCAUCGCGCGCACGCAGGGCGGCCGCUACUACUGCAAGGCCGAGAACGGCGUGGGCGUGCCUGCCAUCAAGUCCAUCCGGGUGGACGUGCAGUACCUGGACGAGCCAGUGCUGACAGUACACCAGACAGUGAGUGAUGUUCGAGGCAACUUCUACCAGGAGAAGACGGUGUUCCUGCGCUGUACGGUCAACUCCAACCCACCUGCCCGCUUCAUCUGGAAGCGGGGCUCGGACACCUUGUCUCACAGCCAGGACAAUGGGGUCGACAUCUAUGAGCCCCUCUACACCCAGGGGGAGACCAAGGUCCUGAAGCUGAAGAACCUGCGGCCCCAGGACUAUGCCAGCUACACCUGCCAGGUGUCUGUACGCAACGUGUGUGGCAUCCCGGACAAGGCCGUCACCUUCCGGCUCACCAACACCACGGCACCACCAGCCCUGAAGCUGUCUGUGAACGAAACUCUGGUGGUGAACCCUGGGGAGAAUGUGACGGUACAGUGUCUGCUGACAGGCGGUGAUCCCCUGCCCCAGCUGCAGUGGUCCCAUGGACCAGGCCCGCUGCCCCUGGGUGCCCUGGCCCAGGGUGGCACCCUCAGCAUCCCUUCAGUGCAGGCCCGAGACUCUGGCUACUACAACUGCACAGCCACCAACAAUGUGGGCAACCCUGCCAAGAAGACUGUCAACCUCCUGGUGCGAUCCAUGAAGAAUGCCACAUUCCAGAUCACCCCAGAUGUGAUCAAAGAGAGCGAGAACAUACAGCUGGGCCAGGACCUGAAGCUGUCAUGCCAUGUGGAUGCAGUGCCCCAGGAGAAGGUGACCUACCAGUGGUUCAAGAAUGGCAAGCCAGCGCGCAUGUCCAAGAGGCUGCUGGUGACUCGCAAUGACCCUGAGUUGCCCGCUGUCACCAGCAGCCUAGAGCUCAUUGACCUACACUUCAGCGACUACGGCACCUAUCUGUGUGUGGCUUCCUUCCCGGGGGCACCUGUGCCCGACCUGAGCGUCGAGGUCAACAUCUCCUCUGAGACAGUGCCUCCCACCAUCAGCGUGCCCAAGGGCAGGGCCGUGGUGACCGUGCGCGAGGGCUCGCCCGCCGAGCUGCAGUGCGAGGUGCGGGGCAAGCCGCGGCCGCCUGUGCUUUGGUCCCGUGUGGACAAGGACGCUGCGUUGCUGCCCUCGGGGCUGACCCUCGAGGAGACCUCGGACGGGAAGCUGCGGCUGGAGCGCGUGAGCCGCGACAUGAGUGGGACCUACCGCUGCCAGACGGCUCGCUAUAAUGGCUUCAACGUGCGCCCCCGCGAGGCCCAGGUGCAGCUGAACGUGCAGUUCCCGCCGGAGGUGGAGCCCAGCUCCCAGGACGUGCGCCAGGCACUGGGCCGGCCAGUGCUGCUGCGCUGCUCGCUGCUUCGAGGCAGCCCCCAGCGCAUCUCCUCGGCUGUGUGGCGCUUCAAAGGGCAACUGCUGCCUCCGCCGCCUGCUGUCCCCGUCGCCGCCGAGGCCCCCGACCACUCCGAGCUGCGCCUCGACGCCGUCACCCGCGACAGCAGCGGCAGCUACGAGUGCAGCGUCUCCAACGACGUGGGCUCGGCUGCCUGCCUCUUCCAGGUCUCGGCCAAAGCCUACAGCCCGGAGUUUUACUUCGACACCCCCAACCCCACCCGCAGCCACAAGCUGUCCAAGAAUUACUCCUACGUGCUGCAGUGGACCCAGAGGGAGCCGGACGCUGUCGACCCUGUGCUCAACUACAGACUCAGUGUCCGCCAGUUGAAUCAGCAAAACGCCAUGGUGAAGGCCAUCCCGGUGCGGCAUGUGGAGAAGGGGCAGCUGCUGGAGUACAUCCUGACCGACCUCCGAGUGCCCCACAGCUACGAGGUCCGCCUCACGCCCUAUACCACUUUCGGGGCUGGAGAUACGGCCUCCCGCAUCAUCCACUACACAGAGCCCAUCAACUCUCCCAAUCUGUCAGACAACACCUGCCACUUUGAGGAUGAGAAGAUCUGUGGCUACACCCAGGACCUGACAGACAACUUUGACUGGACCCGGCAGAAUGCCCUCACCCAGAACCCCAAGCGCUCCCCCAACACUGGUCCCCCCACGGACAUAAGUGGCACCCCUGAGGGCUACUACAUGUUCAUUGAGACAUCAAGGCCCCGGGAGUUGGGGGACCGUGCGAGGUUGGUGAGUCCCCUGUACAACGCCAGCGCCAAGUUCUACUGCGUCUCCUUCUUCUACCACAUGUACGGGAAGCAUAUCGGCUCCCUCAACCUCCUGGUGCGGUCCCGGAACAGAGGGGCACUGGACACGCAUGCCUGGUCCCUCAGUGGCAAUAAGGGCAACGUGUGGCAGCAGGCGCAUGUGCCCAUCAACCCCAGCGGGCCCUUCCAGAUUAUUUUUGAGGGGGUUCGAGGCUCGGGCUACCUGGGGGAUAUCGCCAUAGAUGACGUCACACUGAAGAAGGGAGAGUGUCCCAGGAAGCAGAUGGAUCCCAAUAAAGUGGUGGUGAUGCCGGGCAGUGGAGCCGCCUGGCAGCCCCGCCCACAGCUCUGGGGGCCCGUGGCCAUCUUCCUCUUGGCGUUGCAGAGAUGAUGAGCGCUUCGUGGUCCCCCCACCCCGCCCCCGGCACACCAAAGUGUCCGCAUCGUACCAAAGACUGACCCCAUGCCAGCCGGGGUGCCCAGGGGCAGAGCCGCCCGCCAGUGAGGGGGCCUGCAUUGGCUGUGAGGAUGAGCAGAGAACAAGGACAGCGGCCCAGCACUGAGGCCCCGGAGACGUUUGUUCGACACACGCACACACUCACACACACACACAUAUAUUAA
Molecule: messenger RNA, 3237 nt
Organism: Eubalaena glacialis (North Atlantic right whale)
Lineage: Eukaryota; Metazoa; Chordata; Mammalia; Artiodactyla; Balaenidae
Gene: MDGA1
Product: MAM domain containing glycosylphosphatidylinositol anchor 1
Exons: 17
Coding region: 140-3007 (955 amino acids)
Biological process (GO): synapse organization; homophilic cell-cell adhesion
Cellular component (GO): plasma membrane; neuronal cell body; axon
Molecular function (GO): protein binding; axon guidance receptor activity
Source: RefSeq, a predicted model, not a curated record